UCCGUCCGCGCGUCAACAGCAACAGCUAGGAUGUUGCGAUAUCGCUGGCAGCCAAAGAUUGCUGUGGUUGCAGAGAUUAGGCUGCUGGGUUGAAGCCCCUGCCUAAUGUUUAGCUAGAUGUCAAAUUCCGCGGUUGUUCGCGAGCAGUCUCAACAGACGGAGGUUUUAGCUUCCUGUCGACUCUGCGCCUGUUUGUGUUGAUGAACGGCUGCAUCGCGCUAAUGCGUUAGCUUACUAAAACCCCAGUUUUAAUGUAAAUGGAAGCAAUUAAAUAGCUCGACGGGCAGCUAUGUGCCAUCUAACGGUCGCUUCACUUGACUGAGGAUGGAAAGACUAUUUCGGGCGACGCUAUCAGACAAGUUACACGUCGGAUACAUCGCUCCCGUGGACAUUAUCUUCAGAGGAUAACCUGGAUAACCUUACACGAAAUGUCAUAGCGCGUAAGUAGCUAGCACUUAGCUAGCUGGGUAAUGGCUGGACGAGAUGGAGAAGGACCUAAUGUUAUCAUCAGCAGCAGCCGACCAUGAACAGCUGGAUGGAUAGCUAAAGAAAUACUUUCUCCGGAGAUGCUUUAGCCUCCUGGGUGGUGUAAUUCACUUACAUAACAGCUAGUCGCAACCGCUCUAGCUAUCACCAACUGGCCUGUGUUGGCAAGCAAAUGGGAAAUUUGCCACCAAAAAUCUGGGUUGUCUCAACAUCAUAAGUGACAAAGGCAUCGCUGCAUGUUGUGAGGCUGCAGACAGACUUUGCUUGAAGCGUCAGAUUUCGUGUACAGCCUGACCUGCGUUAUCUAUCAGUGCAAUAAUAAGGUGCACAGGAAACAGGCACUUCAUCUGUGUGCCUAGGAUUUGAAGCCGCAAACACUCCUCCUGUCAUUUCGACAUCAUGAGGAAGUUCUUUGAUUCUCGUCGGGAGUUGGUGAGCUCCGGGCCUGGUUCUGGAGGAGGGGGCAGCAGCUCUGGGUCCAGUCAUGCAGGCGGAAAUUUCAUUGGCAGAGCCUUCACUGUCGGGCGGCACCAAGUCACUGUUGAGGAGAUAAUUGCUGAAGGUGGCUUUGCAAUCGUGUUCCUCGUGCGAACAAAUCAAGGGGUGCGUUGCGCCCUGAAGAGGAUGUAUGUCAACAAUGAGCAUGAUCUGCAGGUGUGCAAAUGCGAGAUUCAAAUAAUGAAAGAUCUUGUGGGUCACAAGAAUAUUGUCGGUUAUCUUGACUCCAGUAUUACUGCUAUGGGAUCAAGGGAUGUAUGGGAGGUCUUCAUACUUAUGGACUUCUGCAAGGGGGGGCAGGUGGUCAAUUUGAUGAAUCAAAGGCUGCAGACCGGCUUCACCGAGGCUGAGGUGCUGCAGAUCUUCUGCGACACCUGUGAUGCUGUUUCUCGCCUGCACCAGCGCAAGACACCCAUCAUCCACAGAGACCUUAAGGUGGAGAACAUCCUCCUGCAUGACAAGGGUCAUUAUGUGCUGUGUGACUUUGGCAGCGCCACCAACAAGUUCCAGAGCCCACAGACCGAAGGAGUGGCCGCCGUGGAGGAAGAGAUCAAAAAGUACACCACUUUAUCAUAUCGCGCCCCAGAGAUGGUGAACCUCUACAAUAACAAGAUUAUCACUACAAAAGCAGAUAUCUGGGCGCUGGGCUGUUUGCUGUACAAACUCUGCUUCUUCACUCUGCCCUUUGGUGAAAGCCAGGUGGCCAUCUGUGAUGGCAGCUUCACCAUUCCAGACAACUCCCGCUACUCUUAUGAUCUUCACUGCCUCAUUCGGUACAUGCUGGAGCCAGACCCAGACAAAAGACCAGAUAUCUACCAGGUGUCCUACUUUGCUUUUAAACUAGCUCAGCGGACCUGCCCUGUUCAGAAUGUGAAGAAUUCUCAGAUUCCUUCUAAACUUCCUGAGCCAAUCAAAGCGAGUGAGGCUGCAGCCGCGAAGAAGAGCCAGGCUAAACCCAGACUGACGGAUCCAAUUCCCACCACUGAAACCUCCAUCACCCCUCGCCAGAGGCCCAAAGCAGCACAUACCCAGCCUGCGGCUGGCAUCCUACCCAUCCAGCCUGCUGCUCUCACCCCUCGCAAGCGGGCUAAUCUCCCUGGUGGUGCAGCUCAGCCUGUGGGAGUCAGCUUAAACCUCUCUCAGCCAGCUGCAGCUCUGCAGUCACAGAAGGCACAGAGUUCAGUUUUGCCUCUCAUCCAGUCACAAAACAAUUCAAGUCAGGCUGUGGCUCCGCAGAAGCAGCCAACCGCAGCUCCAGCAGCAGAGACUGCAGCAACAACAGCAGCAGCGGUGUCACCAGUCACCAAGGCCGACGUCCAACCACAAGCACAGCCAAUAGUUCAGCAACAGACCACACCCACAUCCGCGGCCAGCGCCACCUCCCAGCAGGGAGCACAGACUCCGUCGAGCCCGGCCCCUCCUCAACGCCCAGCUCGACGCAAGCAGGCUCAGCAGCCAGCGGCUCAGCCUUCACCCAGCAAACCGGCCCCUGGUCAGCCGCCUAUAUCUCAGCAGCAGCAGCAGCAGCAGCAGCAGCAGCAGCAGAUAACUCAGCCACCAGCUGCUCAGGCUCCGCCCACCUCCACUGAGAUCAGCCAAAUAGCAGCAGAGACAACUCCACCUGCUUCUCCAAAGACGACUGAAGAGCGAGGCCACCAACGCACACCGAGUGAUGCUGCAGCGAGCAGCGUUGCUGGAGUUCCAGUGAGUGACUCCUCACAGCAGCCACAAGGAGCUAAUGGAGACGCUGCCCUCAACCAAUCAUUUACAUCUCAGCCAAGCACCGCUCAGCUUGUACAGCUUGGUAUUGAUGAUGCAGGCCAGGACCAAACCAAAGCUGGAGCCACUGUUUCUGCGCCCAGCGAUGCAACCAACACCCCCACACAGCCCGCAUGGAACCCGUUUGACGAUGACAACUUUUCAAACCUCACUGCAGACGAAUUCAAAACUGAGGACAAAAAGCCCACUGACCUACCUUCAGAAAUUGAGUUAUCAUCCUCUGAGGCGUUGAUACCAGGCCUGCAGGCCUCAUCUGUGGCUAAUACACCCCAAGAUACUGUAGAAAAACCAUCAUCCAUUCUCGAUGUGGAUUCAGGAGCCUCGCUGCUGGCUGUCCCAGAUCCUUUUGGUCUCGAACUGUCAGAUGCACCAGAGAAGCUGAUUGAAGGACUCAAAUCUCCAGACACGUCUUCACUCAUGCUUCCUGACCUCCUGUCAUUGUCUGAUCCCUUCGGUGGCUCUGUGGAAGAGUCUGCAAAAGACCCUCUCGCCGCAGACGACACUCUCCUGGGCUGCUCUCUGAUCUCUGGUCCGUCCGCCCCUCCGGCAGCGAGCAGCGCCACCUCCUCUGUCUCCUCUGCUCCCACCUCCGCUGCCUCUGCUUUAGAUGAUUUCAGCUUGUUGUCUGGGGACUGUGCACAGCCUAUAGCAGACUCGUCUCUCCUGAUCUCAGACUUUGAGCCGCAGCAGGCCACAGCGGAGGCAGGCACAGAGGAUGAGUUUGAUCCUAUUCCCGUCACAGGCCGAAAGAACUCCCAAGUUUCAGGAGGCCACUCGCGCAGUAACAGUGGCGGCUCUGAAUCCAGCCUGCCCAGCUUGGCCCGCUCCCUGCUGCUGGUGGACCAGCUCAUCGACUUGUAGGCGGCUCCCCCCAGUAGAAGCUGUAACACUGGAUUAUAGACUGGCAUAGCAUAACGGCAAUCAACACUGUUGUCAUAGCUAGCUUCCUGCAACCCCCCCCUGCCCUCAGCUGUCAUCUCCAUUCUAGUUCUCACAGUAGAAAUCAUCCUUCGCCUUUCAGUGCUUCUUCAUACCUGCCCUCUCCGCCAUAUCAACUGCAUUAUCUGGCUUCUCUCCACCUCUCAUCUCUCACCCUCUCACUCGCAUCUUCUCUUUGUUGUCGUCUCUGCACAUCACGUGUCGUCCAUUGGUUCGAAGAGCGGCCAGCUCACUAACAUCAUCCUUUCUCGAGAUUAACCAUCCCAUCUUCCUGUCAAUCAGGAUAUAUUAGUGCUAUCCAGUUUGUUUGAGCAAUAUUGCAUUAUGUCUACUAGCAAACAAUAGAAGAUCAUUGUUGUAAUGUACAAUAGGCAUAGUUAUAAGUGGUUGUAGUUAUUAUCGUGCACAAGUGAAAUUGUCGUCAUUUGCCUUUUUUAAAUUCUCCUCCCCAGAUUUAUUUGCACAUUUUAAAGUUAAAAACCAUGGAAAGCGUUAAACGACCAUUCGUUCAAAUGAGGUCCGUUUAUUUCUUCUAUAAAAGGGAAACUUAUCGUCAUGUAGCCCGAUUUUGCACAGUAGCAUAAAUGUUACCUCCGUCAGGGCUGUUGGAUGGAAUAUCUUCAACAAUUUAAAGCUGCUAUAGAUUAGACUGAAAGAAAUUACAAUCUGGAAACUAAACAGCCAUAACCACACGUCCUGCGAAUACCAUAUAUUGUGAUGAAGAGGCGAGCAGGAAGGUUUUCCUGAUCAGAAUAAACAUAAGUGCCAUAAAAUAAUCUGUGAAUAACUGUUGGCUGGUGGCGGAAGUGUAUCAGCUAAACUCUGACUGCAAAACAAAAUAAAUUACGUCCAACAGAUCGUUUGUGGAGCUAGAACGGUGACAAUAAGUUUUGGCAUCGGAAAAGGAAAAACUGACACUGAAAAAAAUUCCACUGAAAAAUAAAACACGGGCAUGAAAAAUUGUUUUAUUUUGAUAGUUUUGCAUUCUGAUGUGUUUUUCAGUGACAGUCCUUCGAUGUGUUCUCACUCUUUUUCUGCCAGACAAGAUUAACAUCAACUUAACGACAUCACCACGUGCCAUAUGUGUGUGGCAAUGCCUCAGGCUUUGGCGUGGACCGUGGGUCCAGAAGAGUGACAUUCUCUCCUUAGUAUGUAGACUAAAUGUAAAUCACACUGUCCUGUCACCUCCCCUUAUCCUCCCUCCUUCCGCGCUGAAACGGGGACAGAAAGUUGAAACUGAAAAACGAGUGACAUGAAGAAAAAAAUAUGAAAAUUGCCACUGAAAAAGACAUCCAAAGGAAAAAAAAAUCAAAACAGUAUAAAUAAUUUUUAAAGCCUGUGUUUUAUUUUGCAGUGGAACUUUGUCAGUGCCAAUGUUUCCUUUUUUUAAUGCCAAUUUUCUUUUGUCACUGUUCGAGUUCCAUAACUGCUCUUAUUUUGUAAUAUUUUGAUCUUAUUUUUUUAAUUUUAUCCUCGAGGCAAGCAAGAGAUUGUUUUGGACUUAAAUGACAAAUCAGGGUCAUUUAACAGUGUUUAUAGCAGUGUGCCAUAUCAACAGAAAAUGCAUGAAACCAUGAAAAUAAUUUGAGUAAUCAGCAGUAAUAGGAAACCGUAGCUUUUACCUAGAAAGAGACCAUUCAUGACUAUUCAGGUGAUUUUUUGGCACUAACAGAAACAGUCUAAUAUGGCAUUUUAGAAAUGAUUUCCACUCACUUGCACUUUUUUGUUUAAAUAUCAACAUCCAUUCCGCAUUGUGCAAUCCUUCCCACAUUCCUGUCAUUUGUUCUCUCCUGAUUUAUGUAAAUAGAUAUCUGCAACCCCUGCAGGCUCGUGUCCAGACCAUAGAAUUGGUUAUUCUUCCCUUGUAAAUAUUAAGUCAUUGUCAUAAAGCUUUACUUGUGGAAAACAUAUUGCUUUACUUGUGAAACCUCAUAUAUCCAUCCAUAUAUACAGCAUAUAUAUGCGAUAGAUAUAUGACUGAAAAAUGACAUUGUUUUCCUGUUAAUAAAUGUUAAUAUGAAUAGAGUGUUAGAGAAUGAAUGUAAGAAAUAAAUAUUAGUCUAUAAUAAAAAAAUAUCUAUGAUUCUGACACCAUAAUCACUGAAUAAUAUUGAAGAAUACUCUAUAUAAAUAUUUCAUUCCUCUUUGUGGAAUUGUGUGUUGAGAAAGUUUUUUUUUUUUCUUGGUUAUAUCUACUCAAUUAUUGUCAGUACAUUAAAAUGUAUAGAUGAUUAUCCUAGUCUUUGUUCGACCCGGAGAUUAGGCUGAACCCCAUGUCUUACUCCACCUCCUCUACCGUUGUGAAAAGAAAAGUGAGCCUGUGUUCUGUUUGUUUACACUGACUGAUGAAGGAUUAUAUUUUUAUUCAAAACCGUCGACAGUUUUCUGGAAACGUAGGAGCUCAACCUCUCGAAUCUUGUUUCAUUUCAUCGCUUAAACUAGAACUUUUUUCUGAGAAAUUGUGCUUUGUAAAGCUUUGUUUUGCUUUACCAGCUUUUAGUGAUCACAGACUUCAUAUCAAAAAGCAUGGCAGUGUUGUUGAAUGUUAUGUGUGUGUUGGUAUACAGUGUUAUGAUAAGUAUGUGUGUGUGCGUGGAGUCAGAAUUGUUGGAUGUGUUUUUUCCAGUAGCCUCCUUGUGUUGUUGUUUGCUGCAAAUAUGGCGACGGUCACGUUGUCAUUAAAAUCUCUUCUGAAAGCACAGCCCCCCACCCACCCAACCCUAAAUUCUCUCAGGAAGUCAGAGCUACAUCUGAGAGUUGGAUAUGUAUUGGCUUACUGCUCCCCAGUCUGUCCUCUGGAAGUCUGCGCUCCAUAUUAUAGUUAAGAGAAUCUGUCUGACGAGGUUAAUGUGUGAGGGGCUCUGUGAAGUGUGGAAAGGUACAGCACUCAGCGUCAAGUCAGUUGUCCAGGGUUUGAAAAAUCAGCUCCAAUCAGCAAUAUAGACGUUUCUGUAGGAUCAAACAAAGUUGUGUUGCUUCCUAAUACAGUGGGAAGAGUACCUCCAUCUCUGCGUUUACAUUUUGUCAUGUUAGAACGUGAAUUAUUUUUGUGAGCUCUACUUAAAAUAGUCCCUGAAGGUGGCAAAGUAAUUCAGAAAUAAAUUAAAAUAGUCAGGAUUUAUUGUUUCUUUUUACUGGUAUUGAAGCGUAACAAGAAUUGUUUUCUAAUACCGUCAGAUCGCACAAAUCUUAAAGGUUCUGCAUGUGACAUUCAGAGCAUUUCGCUGCCUCUGUGUGCGUUGUAAUCAGAGUUUGUCUGGUUUAUUGUGGUGAGCCGGUCCGGCCAUGCGUGUUUGUUCGUGCAUGUGUGUAUCCCACUGGCUUGCUAAUUGCUGCAGCUUUGCCCUGCACUCAUAUGGCAGUGAUACAGCUGAUAUCGGAAUGGCGUCAUUGCAGAAGCAUAGCACCCGCCCUCCGCUUACCCCACAGCUAAUGUCGUUAGCGCCGUCAGCACUUUUGCUGUAAUUUAGCGCCAGUGGCUACCAGGUAACGGUGCUGGCUCAGCCACCUCCAUGUUGAGAGCCAUGUGCAGACAACUCAUACGCUCUGAAUUUUGCAUAGAGUACCUUUAACUGGUUUUCACAUGCUAGUUCGAUGUAUAUGUGUUGCUGACUAACUAAACCGAAGGCCUUCCAAACAUCUGACAUCAACACCAUCUUCAUGUAAAAUAUUUGGUAUAUUUAGUCGUAAGGUGUGAAGAACAAAACCCAACAUUUGCAAAAUGUCAUAAUGUUAAUGUCCACACAAUGUGAAAUUCUAACAUUGGUAGACGUUUAAAAUUUAAGUUAAAAAUUUCAUCUACCUAAUUUUCUCGCAACCGAAAUUUAACAAAAGAGUCCAACGUCUUUAUGAUAUCAUACUGACGUCGGUUGCCAACUGGGAUGGAGCAUAGUUAGUGGCUUAUUCACGUUCUUUAAUCAGGAAAUCUACGGUCAUGGGUUUAAACAUCUUAAUUUCUGUCCUGUUUCAGUUGUAUUCGUUAACCCCUAAGAUUGAGAGUAUUUUAAGUAGAACUCCUGAUUUCAGUUUUUAAUCACAUCCUUUCAUCUUGGAAAUAAAUUUGCGAAAACUCAAAGGAGUGGCUGGUUCCAAAGCACCAGUCUGCUCGGUGUAUUUCCUGUAGGUACUGCAUGUGCAGCUGAAGGCUUAUGUUGUUUCCAAUCACCCUCUUUACGAUCCAUCCUCCGAACAACUCAGUCAUUUUGCAGUUACUGUUUGAACCUAUGCAACUCUCGAGCUUUCUCCCUGUAGCCGCCAGUGUGCUGUUGUAAUCAGUAAAGCCAAGCAGGUAGUGAGAUUUAGUCCCUGAUGUGAAACAGAAGCCCCUCAUUUUCUCUGUUGUUUUGCCAAAAAUGAAAGCUGUCGAUUAUCUGAUACUAUUGAGUGUUUUGAGACGCCUCUUGUCUUUAUGGCCCAAACCUGCGUCAGAGCUGUGGUAUCGUGUGCUCCUUCUAUUUUUGUGAGAUAAUUAAAGAAUUAUAAAGGGAUGGCAAAUAAAAUACAAAUGUGAAUGUCAA
Molecule: messenger RNA, 8219 nt
Organism: Epinephelus fuscoguttatus (brown-marbled grouper)
Lineage: Eukaryota; Metazoa; Chordata; Actinopteri; Perciformes; Serranidae
Product: AP2-associated protein kinase 1-like
Exons: 20
Coding region: 886-3624 (912 amino acids)
Biological process (GO): protein phosphorylation
Molecular function (GO): ATP binding; protein kinase activity
Source: RefSeq, a predicted model, not a curated record